Messenger RNA from Mytilus trossulus (common blue mussel), 2216 nucleotides. RefSeq lists its product as uncharacterized. Bases 84 to 1241 code for a protein of 385 amino acids. NCBI's taxonomy places the organism in Eukaryota, Metazoa, Mollusca, Bivalvia, Mytilida, Mytilidae. The transcript has 5 exons. The record is from RefSeq and is a predicted model, not a curated record.
UUUACUUGUUUUUCCCUGCGGCAUGAAAACAUUGAAUGUCUUGAGCAUGUUGACUAUCAGUUCGCUUCUCAGAUGAAAAUACAAUGAUGACAUCUCGCCCAAUACAUGAAGAAGUGUUGCACGAUGUUUCAAGCAUAUCAAAAUCGUCAAGUUCUUGUAACACCACCAGCGGCAGUGAAACAGAUUCAAGUUGUUACAGAGAUCAUGGAGAACAUUUGUCCUCGCUACCAACUAAAACAUCCUGUUGGAACAUUAAUUGUCUCGAAUCCCUUGGAAUCUUUUAUAAUACAACCUACCAUCCAUCCCCUUUAGAUAUAUUAAGCAUUGUUAAUGAAGAACUCGAAAUUUUUGGACCCUUGACUGAUGAUCAAAGAAUUUUGGUGGAAAAAUUACAGAAAUCUUUAAUAUUAAACACUAGCAUGUUUGAUGAGGAUAUACAUUUUAAGACUAAACUUGUUCAGAAAAAUAAAAGAAAUGCAGCUAUGUUCUUACCUGAUCUUGAAGACAAUAUGAAAAACUUGAGCAAUGAUCCAUGCCUUGGGACUGUGAAAAAUUUCCUACUGAAAGUGCAGCUAAUGAUUUCCUGCGAGGGUUCAUAUUUGUAUGGUAUAAGACAGACAGGUGCUCCAGAAGAAAUGGUUAUUGACAUUUUGAAAGAGUUUUGUUUAAUGUGUGAUAUUGUUCCUAUUCCAGGUUCAGCCAAAAAAUGUAGCAUGAAGAUUGAUAAUGUGAAUGUGAAAUCUUCCUCAGAUGUUGUCCUUGUUCCGAUGAAGUAUCGUCUAAAUGCUUUUGAUAAAGAGACAGCAAGUAUAGUGACGUUUGCUGAGGUAGAAAUGGUACAAGGAUUGCAGAACAAAAGAGAAACUAGGUCAACUCCAGCUGGAGGCGAAAGUGAUGUUAAACCUGAACCAUCAAUAUAUCAAGAUGUUCCUCCUAGAUUCCUUGGACAACAUGGAGGUGACCUUCUGAUUCAUAAAGAUAUUUAUGGUGGUAAUCUGAGCAAGGGUAGAAUGUUCCGAUACCUUCCAGGAAUGAUUUGCAUAGGAACAAGGGUUAUCUUUACUCUCCUGAAAAUAGCAGGGACACAUUUAAGAGAAAUAAUGACAAUGUCUAAAUGUGACACAAUCAAGACGAGUAGUAAAGCUACAAUCUAUUAUUCAGAGCCAAAAGAUUUGCUGAAGAAAGAAGAUAGAGACAUCUUAGUAGAGUCAUUUGUAAGACUUAACAAUAUUGAUGUAUAGGUGUCAUCAAAUUAUUUUUGUCUCUGGGCUAUUCCAUUAAAAUGUAUGUGGUAGGAUAGGAAGGGUCUUUCAAAAUAUCCCUACAACCAAGAACCAUUUUUUAGAUAGUUUUGCAUAAUGGUAAUAGACACAUGUAUACUGAAAAAAGACCCUUGGCCCACAUUCAUUAGUUAAACUUCCGUUCCUACACUCCCACAUACAUUAAAAUGGAUAAGCCCUCAUGAAAAAUGCAACAUGAAUAUAUAUUACAUGUUUAAAAAGCAUGAUUUUCAAUUGUUCCACGUCUUAAAAGCAAAUCUUAUAACAUUGUUUUCUAUACAUUUCUUGGUAAUUAUAGCUGUUCAAUCAAUUUUUUUGCUGAUCCAUAAUUAUAUUAGUUGAUCUAUUUAGUUCUCUACCAAGCUCUAGCAGUAAAUAUGGUAAUACUAUCCAUCAUUUGUACAGAAAAUGAUAUUUUUUAAAUUAAAUAUUUAUUUUGUAUAUAUUAUCAGAAGUUCUGAUUAUAAAUUGUAAAUUCAGCUUUCAUUCAUAGAAAAAAAACUUAAUGUCUAAUUCUGUUUUUUUAUUUUGUAAAAUUUUACGUUUUCGGAUAUGAUAUUAUAUUGCUAAAGUGACAUAUAGGUCCAAUGGGCCGGGUGUAAAUUUCAAAUUGCUAUGUUUAUAAUUGUAUGAAUGUAUGUUGUGAUACACAUGUCACUAUAAUAAAUGAUUACUUACUUACUUACUAAAUAGAUAUUUUAUUGAAUGAGCUGAAUUUAAAUUUAAAUGUACAAUAUAUAUAGUGCUGUCUUCCAUGUGUUACACUAAUACAUCAUUGCACUUUAUAGGAAAUUCAAUAUUGCAUUACAUCCCAGACUCUUCAGUAUAAUUUAUGAUGAAGCAUACAUUUGACUCUAAACCAAAUGGAAUGACAUCCUGUUUAUUCAGAUUUUUGUCAAUAUUUUUAUUAUCAUAAAAAUUGAAAGCAUUAUACAC